Leucoraja erinaceus (little skate) is the source of this 1025-nucleotide messenger RNA. Its product is annotated as oocyte-specific histone RNA stem-loop-binding protein 2-like. Bases 95 to 766 code for a protein of 223 amino acids. Gene Ontology annotation, cellular component: cytoplasm; histone pre-mRNA 3'end processing complex. Gene Ontology annotation, biological process: mRNA 3'-end processing by stem-loop binding and cleavage; mRNA transport. The transcript has 7 exons. Gene Ontology annotation, molecular function: histone pre-mRNA stem-loop binding; mRNA binding. Lineage: Eukaryota; Metazoa; Chordata; Chondrichthyes; Rajiformes; Rajidae. The record is from RefSeq and is a predicted model, not a curated record.
CAGCCUUUUUGCUCAUGAUCCUCAUGCUGAGAGCCUCCCUAUUAGAAAUGCCCACAUUCCAUGGCUGGACUUUGGAAGUAUUGGUGCGGCAGCAAUGCCAGAAGUUAACCCUGCCCACUGGGCAGUGAAAAGGCCAGAAGUUUAUACCCCACGAACAGCCAGCAUUGGAGUAGGUACAGAAACUGAACCCAACCAAGGAUGGAACUGGGAGAAAAAAUGCUGGAGUUUGUCAUCACAGACUUGUGACUCUGCAGCUGUAGGAUAUGAGCCAGCAGACGUUGAAACUGAUGACACUGUGCUGAAGAGACGACAGAAGCAGAUCGAUUACGGGAAGAACACACCUGCCUAUCCAAGAUAUCAGCAAGAAGUUCAGAAGAGACUCCGAGUGCCAGGAAUACACCCACAGACUCCUAAUAAGUACAAGAAGUACAGCCGCCGCUCCUGGGAUAAGCAGAUCCGACUAUGGAGGAAGGCGCUUCAUACUUGGGACCCACCAUUUGAGCAAGAGGACAGCCUGAAAUCAGUACCUGGCAUGGGUAUAUGGACUCCGCUCCAUGGCAUGAACAUGACCAAGAGACCAUUUGAACAAUGGUUUGGUCCCCUGGGGUAUGCGAGCCUAAAUGCAAGGCAUACUUUGCCAUCGGUGCCAGAUGACCAAGGUUCUCGCCAAUCAUGCCAAUUUGGCUCGUCCCAAAAUGGAGACGAGGAUCCCUUUGAACUGCUCAGGUACUUGAGGGGAGGCCAUGGUAAACACUGGACACAAUGAUAAAGUACAUCGAAUACUUUCCUGACAGAACGGACUUCAGUCCGGACCAUAGAGGAAGGGUUUGCUUUAUGCAGAGUAAAAGGAUGAGAUAUGAUUUUGGUUUGUGAAUUUUGUAUCUGGUUAGUCCAGUGAUUUUUUUUCUAAAAGAUUCAGCAGUUUCUCUUGGCUGUCGAGAUCUACAGCUUAGAUAAUGUGGUGGGGCAGAAUGGAGAGAAUAACUUCUUGAUGUUUACAGCAUUCUACAGGGGAAUGCCCAAGU